UGAAACCACAGAAUUUAUUUUCAUCUACUAGUUUCCUUCCCAAUUCCCAUGUUUUCUAAAACAUAACACACUACAGAACCUUCUAAUAAAUUAAAACAAAAAAACCAAUAUUUUACAUGUAGCACCACAACCUAACAAUUUCUACCUACAACUUUUUCUAUAGACUAUAAUAUAAUCUAUCUCCACUCAUUCAUUCAUCAAGAUUGAGAAAUGGAUUCAAAUGCUUGUCUACCACACUUGCUAGUGUUAGCAAUAACAUUGGUAUUGGUUAGUCAUGCAAUGGGAGAUUCAGCUAAAGACAAACAGAAAUGUGCAGAAUCCCUGACAGGUGUUGCAACGUGUCUGCCAUAUUUGGGUGCUGACGCGAAAGCACCCACAGCAGAUUGUUGCAGUGGUCUCACACAAGCCAUGAAGACCAACAAGAAGUGUGUCUGCCUUAUUCUCAAAGACAGGGAUGAUCCUGACCUUGGCUUAAAGAUUAACAUGACAAUUGCUGUUGGUCUCCCUUCUCUUUGCAAAACACCUGAUAAUCUCUCACAGUGUUCUGUUGAAGGAAGUUCCCAGAAGGGACAGAUGAAACGGCCUCAGCUAAGAAUAGUGAAUCUCAUAUCGGGAAGAGAUUCUUAGAAAGUUUGGUUGCAGUUGCAGGGCUUCUAAUUUGGCUUUCAUGAGCUUAACUCAAAUACUACCUAUAUAUUACCAUUUUCAUAUCACGUUGAAAUGUAAACCAUUGAUUAGUUGAUAGUGUAAAAAAUAUUUACACUCUUGAGUGUACUAAAUCUCUGACAGACUCACAAUAGAUAUUAUUGCAAAACCUUUUGGAGAUUUAUUUUUUGUUUUUAAUACUAACCUAGAGU
Messenger RNA from Glycine soja, 857 nucleotides. Its product is annotated as protein YLS3-like. The transcript is spliced from 2 exons. Bases 211 to 627 code for a protein of 138 amino acids. The record is from RefSeq and is a predicted model, not a curated record. Lineage: Eukaryota; Viridiplantae; Streptophyta; Magnoliopsida; Fabales; Fabaceae.